UGACGUCGUUUAACUAUUUUUAGGAAUUGAAAACAGCGUCUUUGUACACCAGCGAUUCGUCUCUGCUUCUUCGCACCUCUGUCUCUCUUUCCUGUUCUAAGGUUCUUCUCUAUCUCAAGUCUAGCAGAUUCAGGAGGCCUGAACUUCAAGCAAACUAGCGCAACCUUUGCUCGCAGCAGCUUAUGCUGUUGUACAGUGACCAUGGGAGAUGGCAACACCACUAGAGGCAUUGCGAAUAGCAACACUACUACUGGCAACAAUGAGAAGCCAGAGUGGCUGCAACAGUACAAUCUGAUUGGCAAGAUUGGUGAAGGUACUUAUGGUCUUGUAUUCCUCGCAAGAACCAAAACUCCUGCCAAUCGAGGGAAACCUAUUGCAAUCAAGAAAUUCAAGCAAUCCAAAGAUGGGGAUGGUGUUUCCCCUACAGCCAUACGUGAGAUAAUGUUGCUUCGGGAGAUUUCACAUGAAAACAUUGUGAAGCUUGUGAAUGUGCAUAUCAAUCAUAAUGACAUGUCACUGUAUCUAGCUUUUGGUUAUGCUGAACACGACCUGUAUGAAAUCAUUCGACAUCACAGGGACAAGGUUAACCAUCCAAUCAAUCAGUACACUGUUAAAUCAUUGCUCUGGCAGUUGCUUAACGGAUUGAACUAUCUGCACAGUAACUGGAUUAUACAUCGAGAUCUAAAGCCGUCAAACAUCUUGGUCAUGGGUGAGGGAGAAGAACAAGGAAUAGUCAAAAUUGCUGAUUUUGGACUUGCAAGAGUAUAUCAAGCUCCCUUGAAGUCAUUAGCUGACAAUGGGGUUGUGGUCACGAUCUGGUAUCGUGCGCCUGAGUUGCUGCUUGGAGCAAAGCACUAUACAAGUGCUGUUGAUAUGUGGGCUGUUGGUUGCAUAUUUGCCGAGCUUUUGACUUUGAAGCCACUAUUCCAGGGGGCAGAAGCGAAAGCCAUGCCAAAUCCUUUCCAGCUUGAUCAGCUUGACAAGAUAUUCAAGGUAUUAGGCCAUCCUACUCUCGAGAAAUGGCCAACACUUGCAAAUCUUCCUCAUUGGCAUCAAGAUGUACAACAUAUCCAAGGGCACAAAUAUGACAAUGCUGGACUUCAUAGUGUCGUGCAUCUCUCUCCUAAAAGUCCUGCAUAUGACCUCCUGUCUAAGAUGCUUGAAUAUGAUCCUCGAAAGCGUUUAACAGCAGCGCAAGCUCUAGAGCAUGAAUAUUUCCGGAUAGAACCUCUACCAGGGCGCAAUUCACUUGUUCCUUCCCAGUCUGGGGAGAAAAUUGUGAACUACCCUACACGUCCAGUUGACACAACUACAGAUUUUGAGGGAACCACUAACCUUCAACCUUCUCAAUCGUCUGGUAAUGCAGUUUCCGGGAGCAUGCAAGGAGCUCAUGUAGCAACUGGUAGAUCUGCACCUCGUCCAAUGCACAUGAUGCCCAUGCAAAGAAUGCCACCUCAGGGCAUUCCCGCAUAUAAUCUCCAAUCUCAGGCAGGGAUGGGCGGUGCAAUGAAUCCUGGAGGCAUCCCCUUGCAGCGAGGUGUUGUUCCUCAGCCCCAUCAACAGCAGUUGAGAAGGAAGGACCCAGGAAUGGGUAUGCCUGGGUACCAUCCACAACAGAAAUCAAGACGUAUGUGACCAGAUGAAACUGAUUUAUUUAAGUUGACCAUCUCAUUUUUAAAUGGGUCCAACUUUGUCAUCGUGGAAAAAGAAAAAGCUUCUUAAAACUUUGUUCUGAUCCGGAAAGAAGGCUUAAUAGUUAUUCCACAGCGUGGGAAAAUGCUGAUUGCGGAAUGCCUUCCACGAUUGAUUUGUUGAUCCUCUGCGUUCAGGAAUGGAACUUGGUUCCAUUCUCACAUGGAGGAAGUCAUAACAGUAAACUUAUGAGGCAAUAUACCUAUAACUUGUAAUGCUUCUACCCUCCUGUGUUCCCGGUAUGUAUACCAUCUACAUGGUGUAGUUUGUUGGGGGUUUUUAGGGGAAGAUUUAUUUCUAAAAGUGAGUAGACUCCUUGUAUAAACUCCCUUGAUGCUCUGUUUUUUUGUCAAUCAUAUUGAAUGGUAUGUUAUUAGGGGGUGGAUGACUUAUAUGGUUAUCUGAAAUAGAUGAAAGUUUGAGACUUGGUUGGCAGUUACUGGA
Molecule: messenger RNA, 2136 nt
Organism: Tripterygium wilfordii
Lineage: Eukaryota; Viridiplantae; Streptophyta; Magnoliopsida; Celastrales; Celastraceae
Product: cyclin-dependent kinase E-1-like
Exons: 2
Coding region: 202-1635 (477 amino acids)
Biological process (GO): protein phosphorylation
Cellular component (GO): mediator complex; nucleus
Molecular function (GO): ATP binding; RNA polymerase II CTD heptapeptide repeat kinase activity; cyclin-dependent protein serine/threonine kinase activity
Source: RefSeq, a predicted model, not a curated record